Messenger RNA from Trypanosoma theileri, 2700 nucleotides. RefSeq lists its product as uncharacterized. The record is from RefSeq and is a predicted model, not a curated record. NCBI's taxonomy places the organism in Eukaryota, Euglenozoa, Kinetoplastea, Trypanosomatida, Trypanosomatidae. The transcript has a single exon. The annotation marks the transcript as partial.
AUGAACACGGAAUCUAAAUUACAGGCCAAAUAUAAUGUCGCCGUCGAGCGUUACCAAGCUGCCAAACAGGCCGAAGCAGCUGCUAAGAAGGAAGUGGAUGAGAAAGAGGCAUUGGCAGAAGAAACACAGGAGGGCACCAAAGAGUAUUUUCUCGCUUGGGCAGAAUUAUACAAGGCAGAAAUAGCUUUUACUGAAAAGGUUGAACAAAGAUGUGGUGCUGAGUAUGAGGUAGCCUUCUUCAAAGUAGAUUGCGUGAAAUACAGGCACGGUGCUGACUCCAAGGAAGGGCAAAGAGCCCAGCAUCGCGCAGAGUUGGCUCACACAAUGGAGUAUGUUUACAGAGAGAGCUCUCCAUAUUGGAUAAAAUGGUACAAGUUGGAUUGCAAAGCUUGGUGGGUGUAUUAUCAGUUGAAAGCAGAAGGUUAUGACAACAGUGCAGAUGAGCUUGAUAUGUCAAGGAAAUUGUUUUGUGAUCGCAUAAAAGCCAAUGGUGAAACCCUCUCUAAUGCCCGGAAUGCGGUCGUGGAAGCGUUAAAUAAAUGGGAACAAGAAGAUGAUCGUGUCGCCUGGGAUAAGGCCAAACCAGAGUACGACUCCGCACUAGCCAAGUGGAAUGAGUUCAAAAUCAAGGGUGAUCAAUACGCGGAGGAAUUGGGCAAAACAAUUAACUCACGCAUCAAGGGUGUGGCGCCGAUAUCGGAAUUGUUGUGUGGUCACACUGGUAAAAGUGUUGCUGAGUUGCAGAAAGAAGCUAAACAAGAUCCGCACUCUGCUAUAGGUUUAGAAUUGCUAAAGAAGUAUGGUGCUGCAGCCAAGCGCUAUGAAGCCGCCGUACAAGGUGAGGCAGCUGCUAAGAAGGAAAGGGAUGAGAAGCUGGCUUUGGCAGAAGGAACACAUGAUGGCACCAAAGAGUAUUAUCUCGCUAAGGCAGAGUGGUUGAAGGCAGAGAUGGCUAUUGCUGAAAAGGUUGAACAAAGAUAUGCUACCGAAUCUGAAAGAAAUUCGUGCUAUACAGAUUGGAUGAAAUACAGGCACGGAGGUGACUCCAAGGAAGCGCAAAGAGCCCAGCAUCGUGCAGAGGUGGCUCUCACAAUGAAGUAUGUUUACAGAGAGAGUUCUCCAUAUUGGAUAAAAUGGUACAAGUUGGAUUGCAAAGUUUGGUUGGUGUAUUAUCAGUUGAAAGCAGAAGGUUAUGACAACAUUGCAGAUGAGCUAGAUAGGGCAAGAGAAGUGUUUCGUAAUCGUAUAAAAGCCAAUGGUGAAGCCCUUUCUAAUGCCCGGAAUGCGGCCGUGGAAGCGUUAAAUAAAUGGGAACAAGAAGAUGAUCGUGCAGCCUGGAAUAAGGGAAAACCAAAGUACGACACUGCACUAGCCAAGUGGAAUGAGUUCAAACCCAAGGGUAAUCAAUACGCGGAGGAGCUGGAAGCAAGGGUUGACGAGUGUCUUCGAUGGAAAGAGUCAGAGAAAAAACACAGGGAUGCUUUCGAGCGUUACGUUGCCGCUCUACGGACCGAGACAGUUGCUAAGAGGGAAGUGGAUGAGAAAGAGGCUUUGGCAGAAGGAACACAGGAUGGUACCAAAGAGUAUUAUCUCGCUAAGGCAGUAUAUUGGAGGGCAUAUAUGGCUUUUGCUGAAAAGGUUGACGAAAGAUAUGCUGCUGAGUAUGCGGAAGCUUUCUUCAAAGUAGAUUGCGUGAAAUACAGGCUUGGUGGUGACUCCAAGGAAGCGCAAAUAGCCCAGCAUCGCGCAGUGGUGGCUCGCACAAGGGAGUUUGUUUAUAUGGAUGACUCUCCAUAUUGGAUAAAAUGGUACAAGUUGGAUUGCAAAGCUUGGUGGGUGUAUUAUCAGUUGAAAGCAGAAGGUUAUGACGACAUUGCAGAUGAGCUUGAAAGGGCAAGGAAAGUGUUCUUGGAUCGUAUAAAAGCCAAUGGUAAAACCUACGGCAUUACUCACAAUAUAGCCGUGGAAGCGUUAAAUAAAUGGGAACAAGAAGAUGAUCGUGUUGCCUGGUAUAUGGGAAAUAGAGGGAAUGAUCGUGUUGCCUGGUAUAUGGGAAAUGAAAUGUAUUCUGAUGAACCAGCCGAGUGGAAUGAGUUCAAAAUCAAAGGUGAACCAUAUGCGGAGGAAUUGGGCAAAACAAUUAACUCACGCAUCAAGGGUGUGGCGCCGAUAUCAGAAUUGUUGUCCCUUCACACUGGUAAAAGUGUUGCUGAGUUGCAGAAAGAAGCCAAACAAGAUCCGCACUCUGCUAAAGAUUUAGAAUUGCUAAAGAAGUAUGGUGCUGCAGCCAAGCGUUAUGAAGCCGCUGUACAAGCUGAGGCAGAUGCUUAUAACGAAAUGGAUGAGAAAUGGGCUUUGGCAAAAAAAACACAGUGGGACACCAAAGAGUAUUAUUUCGCUUGGGCAGAGAAACAGAAGGCAGAGAUAGCUGUUCUUGAAAAGGUCGAACAAAGGUGUGCUGCCGAAAAUGCGGUGUAUUGGCGCUACGUAGAUUGCAUGAAAUACAGGCACGGGACUGACUCCAAGGAAGCGCAAAUAGCCCAGCAUCGCGCAGAGUUGUCUCGCACAAUGGAGUUUGUUUACAGUGAUUACUGUCCAUAUUGGAUAAAAUGGUACAAGUUGGAUGGCAAAGUUCGGUGGGUGUAUUAUCAGCUCAAGGCAGAAGGUUAUGACAACGUUGCAGCUGAGCUCAAAAGGCAA